Cynara cardunculus var. scolymus (artichoke) is the source of this 1629-nucleotide messenger RNA. Its product is annotated as probable flavin-containing monooxygenase 1. Lineage: Eukaryota; Viridiplantae; Streptophyta; Magnoliopsida; Asterales; Asteraceae. The transcript has 5 exons. Gene Ontology annotation, molecular function: N,N-dimethylaniline monooxygenase activity; flavin adenine dinucleotide binding; NADP binding. Bases 1 to 1557 code for a protein of 518 amino acids. The record is from RefSeq and is a predicted model, not a curated record.
AUGGCCGGCGAUAAGCAAAUAGCCGUCGUCGGUGCCGGAAUAAGUGGCCUUCUUGCUUGCAAACACCUGAUGGAGAAAGGUUUCCGGCCGGUGGUUUUUGAAUCCCGGAGCUGCGUCGGCGGUGUGUGGGCCUUCCAAACCGUUGAAUCCACCAAACUACAGACUCCUAAAACUUACUACCAGUUCUCGGAUUUUGCAUGGCCACCUUCCGUCACGGCGGCUUUCCCCGAUCAUAAUCAGGUGUGGCAGUACAUUUACUCCUAUUCUGUGUACUUCAAUCUCAUCCCUGCGAUUAAGUUUAAUCAUAAGGUGGUGGCCAUCGAUUACUCUCUACCGUUGGAUGAUGAGAAGAUCUGUGGGUGGGAUGAGUGGGGUGGCAACGGUGGGCCUUUCUCCGUUGAAGGGAAAUGGAAGAUGCUUGUACAACACACCGUCUAUCCAUUAGAAGCACCAAAGGUUUUCGAAGUUGAUUUUGUGAUAUUAUGCAACGGAAACUAUAGCGACUUCCCUAACGUGCCACAAUUUCCGAUUGAUAAAGGGCCAAAAGUGUUCGAUGGUGUGGCUAUACACUCCAUGGAUUAUGCAACGAUGACCACGAUUGAUGCUGCUGAAUUCAUCAAGGGGAAGAGGGUUACGGUUGUUGGCUUCCAGAAGUCCGCAAUCGACAUUGCGGUCGAAGUUGCUAAAACAAAUGGAGUUCGACAUCCGUGUACAAUGGUGUUCAAGACAGUGCAUUGGACGGUCCCCGAACAUCUAAAUGAACUCAGCUUUCGAAACUUGAACCGGUUUUCAGAGUUGAUGAUCCAUAAGCCUCGUGAAGGCUUCUUCCUUUGGCUCUUGGCUAUUCUUCUCUAUCCCUUGAUAUGGAUAUACUCAACUUUGAUACAAACCUAUCUUAAAUGGAUAUAUCCAUUGAAGAAACACAACAUGAUCCCAAAACAUGGCUUCAUAACACAACUUGCUUCAUGUAUGCUGCCUGUUUUACCUCCUAACUUCUAUGAAAGAGUUGAAGAAGGAAGCAUAGUUUUGAAGAACUCGCAAAGCUUUCAUUUCUCGCGAAACGGUAUCGUUCUUGAUGACGACCCGCUACCUAUAGAAACGGAUAUCGUCAUCUUUGCUACUGGUUUUAGACCCGAUGAAAAGAUCGCUAAGAUCUUCAAAUCGACGUUCUUUCAAGGUUGUAUAUUCGGAUCCUCGACACCCUUUUACAGGGAGUGCAUACAUCCUCGGAUCCCACAAGUAGCGAUACUCGGGUAUUCAGAGAGUCCAGCGAACUUGUUCGCAACCGAGAUGAGAAGCAAAUGGUUGGCUCAUUUCAUGGCUGGUAACAUGAAGCUGCCCACCAUAUCAGCCAUGGAAGAAGACACCAUCAAAUGGGAGAUGUGCAUGAGACAAUAUGCCUUCAAAUCGUACAAGCGAGCUUGCAUCGGUCUCUUGUUGCAAAUCCAUUCAAACGAUUUGUUGUGCAACGACAUGGGCUGCAACCCAAGGAGGAAGUCGUGGUUCCUACCCGAGCUCUUCGCACCCUAUGUUCCACCCGACUAUGCCAACCUUUGAAUAUGACAGGCUUGUACCAGAAUAAACUCCGGAAAAUAAGAUCAAGACUUAAACAUUGAUUUGAUCUCAUCA